CUAAAGUUUCGUGUCUCCGGAAUAUGUUACCAGGACGUCAACAAACCUUGUAAUGCCUGCCGGCAGGUGAUAAUAAUUUAUUGUCUUAAAAUACGCCGCUCUCGGUAUUUUCUCAGGAGAGACAUGGAUUAGUUUUUUCUUAGCCACAUAUCAAUGCUCCGUCCCCAGUGGAACCGGAAAACGAAAACGCGACUCCUUGAUAGUUAAAUUCAGCAUGGAGCAAGAAGUCAAAUUGCUGGUAGUAUUAUGGACGUUUCUCGGCCUCACCACUGUGACAGUGGGACUACGAUGUUAUGUGCGCUUGGCAAUAGCGAAGUCUUUUGGUGUUGAUGACUGGUUUAUGGUUAUUGGCUAUGGUCUCUUUGCGUCUCUCGUCGCUGUACUUGUUGUCUCGAUUCAUUAUGGACUUGGUAAACACGCACUUGAUCUGGAGUCAUACCAGCAAAUUAAUGCUGCAAAGUACUUGAUUAUUGGAGAAUUAAUAUACAUCAUCGAUUCUGGAUUUAUAAAGAUCAGCGUCGGAUUGCUCCUACUUCGCCUUGCUGUUGUGCCUAUUCAUCGAUACAUACUUCACGCCUCUAUUUACAUUCUAGCUCUGUGGACCACGGUCACCUUUCUGAUCGUAGCCUUCCAGUGCCGCCCACUUAGUCUGGCAUGGAAUCCUGCCUCUGGGACUGGAACCUGCAUGGCGGCCAUAUCUAUCACAAGACUCGGAUAUGCCUUCUCGGCAUUGGAUAUUGGUUCCGAUUUUCUGUAUGCGUUCUUGCCAGUGGCAAUGCUAUGGAACAUUCAGAUGACCUGGAAGUUGAAAUUCUCGAUUUGCAUUGUCCUCAGUUUCGGCAUCUUUGCAAGUGUUGCAACUAUUGUUCGCCUCAAAUACCUAAUUGCUCUCACUGACGAGGCCGAUGUAUUGUUCGCGAUUUGCAUUACCCAAAUGUGGACGAUUAUCGAAGUUGGAAUUGGCAUGGUAGCAGGAUCGAUCGCCACGUUGCGUCCACUGCUCAGGAAGAUGAACAUUACCGGGCUUGGAAGCAGCGACCAAUAUACCAGAGAGUCGAACUAUAAGUCUCAGGAGCUUGGAUAUAUCAAACAAUCCAAGUUAAACACACAGUCAUCUACCACCAAAGUAGCGGCUAACCUAGGCCAAGACAACGACAGUCAAGAGCUCAUUUGGGGGGAGGACCGGGACAUUCACAAGAGAGUGGACGUAUCCAUCUCACGGACACAGUGA
Messenger RNA from Pseudogymnoascus verrucosus, 1231 nucleotides. RefSeq lists its product as uncharacterized. The record is from RefSeq and is a predicted model, not a curated record. The coding region runs from base 215 to 1231 and encodes 338 amino acids. NCBI's taxonomy places the organism in Eukaryota, Fungi, Ascomycota, Leotiomycetes, Thelebolales, Thelebolaceae. The transcript has 5 exons.